GAUUAAAGCACACAAAAGCCAACUACAAUUUGUGCGUUCUGUGUUGCAUGAACGAAGAAUAGCGAAAUAUUAACAUAUGUUUUCGUGUGGAAAUUGGGCUAUCUAUCCAUUUCAGUGAUAUGUGCAAAUAACGCUUGAUGUCGUCGGUAGUUGUCGUUGUUUUGUAGUGGAAUAAGGAAGUUUAGUCCGCAGAUGAGUGCAUUAAAAUGGUAAAACACGGGUUACUGUUUCCGAAAUCGAACCAAUUAUAAAUAGCGCAACACGGAAAUAAUGAUGAAUUAAAGUGCUCGUUAUAGAAUUGAAAUACAAAAAGUGCUUUAUAUGUAAACCGUAAAAAUAUUGCAUUUUACGUCCCAUCAUAUUUUGCCUCUCUAAGAAAAGUAUUUUUAAGAGAUGUUACCAACAAUAAAAUUUGUGUAGUGUUAGAGGAGGGUAAGAAGUCUAAGACUUGGAAGGAGUAAAAAGCAUGAGAAACAUUGCUCUGUGCUCCACCUAUGUAAUAAUCUGCGGCGGGAUUGGGAAUUGUUUGUGUGAUUGCUUCGCAUCUUAAAUAUGUAGGCUCUAUGAAGCAUUGAGAUUUACAAGGUUUUGAAAUGGCAAAUACUCUUUCCGUGAUGAACUUUGUAAGAAAUGUUGUCAGCAAGAAGCGUAGACGCUUUACUAAAGGAGGAUACAAUUUAGAUUUGGCUUACAUUUGUGACAAUAUCAUCGCCAUGGGUUAUCCAGCCGAUAACAUCGAGAGCAUAUACAGAAACCGUUUGGAGGAUGUGUAUAAAUUUUUAGAGGAAAAUCAUUACGACCAUUACAAAAUUUAUAAUCUUUGCCUUGAACGUAGCUACGAUAUAAAUAAGUUUCACAGAAGAGUUGCAGUUUACCCAUUUGAGGACCAUAACCCACCAUCAAUAGAACAAAUUCAAAACUUUUGUGAUGAUGUGGACUCUUGGCUUAAAGCAGAUAAUCUUAAUGUAGCAGCUGUACAUUGUAAAGCAGGAAAAGGAAGAACAGGUACAAUGAUUUGUUGCUAUUUACUAUACAGUGGACAAAAAUGUUCGGCCGAGGAUGCAUUGGCGUGUUAUGAUGAAAAGCGCACAAAAGAUGGUAAAGGCGUAACGAUUCCUUCUCAGAGGCGAUAUGUUCAGUAUUUUUCGAAGUUGAUUCGGUCCGGUUUACCUUAUGAGAGGCGAACUCUACAAUUCUGCGAGAUUCGAUUUACGGAAGCUCAUGUUUUGCUAAGCCAAGGUACGGUGAAUUGCUCAAUUUCAGAACUGCAAGAUACGGGAACUGCUGGUAAAGUACAGGCAUUGCAAAACUUAACAAUUGAUUUUCGGAAGUCAUUUACAUUGGACAUAAAAAACCCAACAUUAUGUGUAGCUGGUGAUAUUAAAGUGGAGUUGACUCAAAAGAUUUCAAAAAAGAAAAUCUUUCAUUUGUGGUUUAACACGUUUUUUGUGUAUGAUGCAGCGAAAAUUGAAGGCGACGGAGAUGAUGCCAAACUUGUGUACACACUAAACAAGUGUGAAAUAGAUGAUGCACAUAAAGAUAAAGAACAUAAACAUUUUUCAGAAGAUUUCAAGGUGCAACUUGUAUUUUAUGCUGACGAUUCAACUGCGAGAAAUCAGUCAAGUGUGAGUCACAGAUUAAAUAAUCACAGGACGUCACAAAGUGCUGGUCUGCCCCAAAACACAUAUUCCCUGCCUCAAAAUAGCAGUAGCGGCAGCGAUCUAAAUUAUAUAUGUGAUUACAAAUCCUCUUCAACAGCAUCUGUAAGCAGCUUAAUUGGAGGAGCAGGCGCUGAAAGUGGCUCAUUUGAAACGUACAACAGAUCGCUGCGCAGUUCAGCACCUAAUCAUGCGAUAUAUGCUUCUGCUUGCAGCAAUAAUUGUGGAGAGCGUGCCUCUUACUCAGGUAUUAUAGCACCUCCAUUACCACAGUCUUCCCCACCCUCAUAUGCGCAUUUCAAUAAUAUUGGUGUAGAUAUACAAAAACAUCAUAACUCAGUUGGAAAUAAUGUGCCACAACAGCAGCAAUCACAAACUGUUUUAAACACUGUGACAGCAACUUCAACACCCAAUUCAAAGCAUUCAGCAUAUGCCUUUACAAAUAAUCAACGUCAUCAAAAUCAGCAUCAGCAUCAGCAGCAGUAUCAACCGUCCGCGGGCAGAGACACUAAUAGCAACAAAAAUUUAAAUGCCCAAAUUAUAGGUUCUGAAACGCCGCGUCUAAAUCAUCAAAGUAGCUGUCAUGGAAGUGACAGCAAAAAUAACAGUAAUAGCAAUACCAGCAGCAAAAGUAGCAGCAUUAGCAGCCAUUCUUCAUCUUCUGCCACAGCUGAUAAUGAGGAGGACUGGGAAUCCGGUGAGUCCUCCGUUAAACCAAUUGCGCACAAUGUAUUAUUUUUAUCUUCACAAUUACCUUCCCCCCCUGCUACUCACUUAUCUUCUAUACCCGCUUCCAAUUUACAUAAGAGUUGUUUUUCAAAUUUUAAUAGAAAUAGUAGUAGUUAUUGUAAAAAUAAAAUUGGUGGUGAUAAUGAUGUUAAUGAUGAUGAUGAUGAUGAUGAUAAUUAUGACAAUAUAAAAAACAACCUUAUUUUAAAUUUAAAUGGAACAGAUGCAGCUUCUUCAGUUGUUCCACAAAGUUCCACAAAUACAUUUAUUGAAAAAUGUUACAUCGCUAAAAUCGAAAAUAAUGACCUGCCCAAAAGCAAUUCAGUUCAUACAAGUGAUAAGCAGAAACAAGCGCUCGUACUAUCCGCUGCUCCGACCAGUAGACAUAAAUUUAUGGACUUAUUAAUGGCACCUAAAAACACAUCAAACACGACACAGCACAAAAAACCGCUCUUUAGGCGAAAUUCUAAAUCAGCACAUUCCAGUGCUGGCAACAAAGGAAGCAUAUUAGCUUUACAAACAGUAGAUGGAGCAAACAAUUUUAAUUGUACAGGUAGUAGUGGUUUAGGUACGACUUCGAGGCAAAAACUUAAAAUCAAGCUGAAAAACAAUAAGCAGAAACUUUCUCAAAAAUUUCAAUGGUUUCAAAGUUAUUUUCGUAGCGAUCCCACUGAUUUUUGUGAAAAUUUUGUACAACAAACAACAGCGAUGCGACGAAAUAGUACAUGCAGUGUUAAUAGUCGUUCACAUAAAACGUCAGUAACUACUCCACCUAGUUCUUUUUCUGUGAAACUGUGUUAUCCAUCUACUACCUGUUCGUUAGAAACGGUGGAAACAGUUGACACCAAUGAUGCCAAGGAUGCUACACUUAAUUCCAAUAUAAAAUUAUCUUCACCGUCAACUUCAGUAACAGCUUCGAAUGCUAGUUUGUCAAUAGGUGGUGAUAUUUGUGACGAUUAUUAUUCUUCGAUAUGUGAUAAUCAAUUGAGCUCUAAUAACUCGCCAUGUAAAAGUCCACGAUCUUUGGUGGACAUAGUUAUGGCUGGUGGUAGUUAUAGCAGUAGUUGUGCACGCAGUGCUUCUUUAAGUAAUACUCCAGCUAUAAGACAACAUAUGCAAAAUGAAUUGCUUGGUGAUAAAAUGGCACUACAAUCAAUGAACGGUUAUAGUGGCAGUGCUAGUCGUCGUAAAGUAGUUGUUGUAGCCAGACCAGCAGAGACUCAUGCAAUUGGCUUUAAAGUGGCAGAAACAAAAACAGAACUUCAAAAUAUAUCUAAUAUUGUAUUAGAAGAUGAUAAAGAACAACGCCAAAAUCCACAAAAUCAGAACAUUUUAAAAUCUAAUAUGACACAUACGACAAAUACAUCCGUAGUAUCAGACACUCUCAGCACACUCAAUAUACCCCAUGUACCUAAUGUACAUAGUGUACGUAAUGUACUUGAUACAUCUGACACAAACCACGUGUCCAAUAUAAUCGACACAUCCGACACAAACCACGUGUCUAAUAUAAUCGAUACAUCCGAAACAAACCAUGUGUCCAAUAUAUUUGAUACAUUCGACACAAACCACGUGUCCAAUAUAUUCGAAACAUCGGCCAACACUUCCAACACCCUCGACACACCUAACACAUCCAACAAACCUAAUACAUUGUACACACCGGGUACUAUCGAGGCAACAGAAAAUGGUUAUAAUAGUGCAGCUACAACCGCUUCAAGUAUUUUUUGUACAUCCCCAAAAACAUUUAGUAAAGAGGAACCAUAUGAAACACAUAACAUACACUUUGUUUAUUCUAAAAUCUGCAAUGAUAUUGAAAAACUUUCCAUUAAUCAUACUACAAAUCCUGUCCAUUCACUAAAAUCUGACAAUUUAAGUAAUAAUCAUAUUGUCGGUGGUACUGUGCUUAAUUUAUUGAUACUCAAAAAAAACAACGAACAUCUUGAAGAUGCAGAGAAUACACUGCAUGUUGAGAAAAUCGAAACUCAUCCAGAGGAUACUAUAAAAAAUGUUAAGAAACAAGAUAGUCGUUCUAGAUUAGAUGGUGACUUUUUUGAAAAUGAUCACGAAACUGUAUGUAGUAGUGAUGUUAGUUCUGUUUUACAAAACUGCAAUUUCACAUGUGCCUUGGCAUGUAACAAUAGUAGCGGCAGUAGCUUUUGCACUAGUGAGUGCUGUACAAAUAGUAGCAGUAGCACUUGCAGUUGUAAUCCGUUUGCAAUUGAUUUAGAACGGUAUGCAGCAUCCCGCAGUGCAGAGAAAAUACAAGAAAAAACAGAAGCUCCAAUAAACUUUCCAAUAAGCUGCGUUGAUAAUAGCAGCGAUAAUAGAAAUAUAUGUGCUAAUGAUGUUGAUGAUAAUGUUGAUGUUAAAGAUUGCACUUGCAACGUGCAGACCGCAGGGUCCCUGAAGUUGGAGAUGGAGGACAGUACGAGUGUAAAUUUCUUACCGGCAUCGACAUCGACAUCGCAAGCAGUAUCCAGUAAAUCUGCGCAAAAUAGUUUAAAUACGAAUAAAAAAUUUGACAACGUGUGAACGCUUUGAAAAGUAACGUUAAUCUUUAAUUCCGAAACGCACUCUAAUUACAAAAUCUUUUUUUUAACGAAUAUGAGCGUUUAUAUAGAUAAGUGUCAGUGAAUUGCUAUUGGGCAGCAGUCAAGAGCGAAUGACUUACUACUGUAACGAUACAUUUAUUGGUAAUUUUUGUUAUAAUUUUAUGUUUCAAUCAUUUGAAGGAUUUCUAUUUUUAGUUUUUUUUUUU
This is a messenger RNA of Teleopsis dalmanni, 5142 nucleotides long. RefSeq names its product dentin sialophosphoprotein (gene Pten). The record is from RefSeq and is a predicted model, not a curated record. Gene Ontology annotation, cellular component: plasma membrane; cytosol; nucleus. Gene Ontology annotation, molecular function: phosphatidylinositol-3,4,5-trisphosphate 3-phosphatase activity; protein tyrosine phosphatase activity. The coding region runs from base 594 to 4916 and encodes 1440 amino acids. Gene Ontology annotation, biological process: regulation of phosphatidylinositol 3-kinase/protein kinase B signal transduction; negative regulation of cell population proliferation; cell motility. The transcript has 9 exons. NCBI's taxonomy places the organism in Eukaryota, Metazoa, Arthropoda, Insecta, Diptera, Diopsidae.